Messenger RNA from Gymnodraco acuticeps, 3134 nucleotides. RefSeq lists its product as uncharacterized. Bases 727 to 1728 code for a protein of 333 amino acids. The transcript is spliced from 6 exons. The record is from RefSeq and is a predicted model, not a curated record. Lineage: Eukaryota; Metazoa; Chordata; Actinopteri; Perciformes; Bathydraconidae.
AUCUUCAGUUUUAGUCCAGAACAACAACAAGAAAAACUAACAUCACGCAUUAUUUGAAUGUUGUCUUAUUCUUACUUCCUAUUCAUCUAGAGUUUUGUGUAAGGACAGAGAGCCAUGGAACAAAAAACAAGACACAAGCCAACUUGGAUCAGAAUCACUUCCCCAUACAACACAUCUUACGGAAAGAGGUUGUAUUUUAAACCUUUCACUGUUGUUUACUGUGAAUCACAAGGUAAGAACUUUAUUUUAUAUUUCCUGUUAUUGAUCAACUUUUUUUGUUUUCAAAGUUAAUGUUUUUGUACUGUAGCUCUACUUAAGCAAUAUACAGUAAGUAAGAUUAUACCCUUUAUGUUUUAUUUUUUUAUUUAAUAGUGUUAAAAAAAAUGUUGCUCAAUGUUAUGGUGAUGCUAAUAAAAAAUGUAAAAUUGUAUUGAGAUAUUUUUAUAUAUACAGUUAUGUCGGUAAUGUAAAGGAAAUGUUUCUCUAAAAGUGAAUAUGGAUACAUGCUGGUUUCAAAGACACAAUAAUAAUAAUAAUAAUAAUGCAUUACUUUUUUAUUAGAGACGCCCCUUGAUCUGAGGAACAACGCUCUAGCCCAUUGUGCCAAGUCCAACACUACCCGGACAUAAGCAACGAAGCUUUGCUGACAGGAAACUGGGGGAGAUGGAGGCCCACAAAACGCUGUGACACUAAGCACGUAUCACACUUCCGCAACACAUUUGAAAAAUGAAGUCGUUUGUUACAUUUCUCUUUGUCGUUUAUGAGCUUUAUUUAUGUGAAUCACAAGGGAUCAGUGCUGGGACUCCUGUGUUUGUGCUGAAGGGAGAGGAUUUGCUUCUGAAUGUCACCAAAACUGUUGUUCUUGGAAAAUUUGAUAAUUUUUCCUGGAAAUGUAAUAAAAGUAACAUAGUAAGAUUCACUUUUAAUGACAAAGGAGUCUCUGCUAAUUACACUCGAAGGGUUGAGUUUCCUGUGAACAAUUAUUCUGUGAUCUUGAAGAAUCUCCAAGAGGCAGACAGUGGAGUUUAUACUGCUGUAGUGGCAACGGAUUCAGGAGACGAAACAGAAGCUAAAUACAACGUCAAAGUUCAAGAUCGAGUGUCUCCAGUAAAUCUCACAGUGGUGAAUAACUCUGUCUCCAGAAACUCUUCCUCCUGUAGCUUCACUGUGACCUGCAGCUCACAGGACUCUCACAUCAACAGCACUUUCACCUGUGACACCAGAACCUGCAGUCAGGAGGGAGGAGAGCGGUCAGAGGGGAUCCCUGAUACUUUUCUCCAGGUCCACCAAUCAAGUGGAUCGAUCAUCUGUAACCAUAGCAACCGUGUCAGCUGGACCGACACCACCAUAAUAAUCAAAGAUGUCUGCCACCAGCAUGAUGUUCCUCCCCCACCAAACCCUGUUCCCAUCAUUUUGGGAGUAUUCUUCCCAAUUCUCAUUCUCGCCAUCAUUGGUGUACUUUGGUGCUAUCUUCGAACGAGAACAAGUCAAAGAGUGAUUAUCGAGAAUACAGUUUAUGAUACUGCUCAGGUAAGAGACAAGUUCGGAGCUCCAGCCCGGACUCAGGAUCCAACAGAUGAUGAAGAUUCAGCUCUGCCUCUGUCCUCCUGCUACGCUUGCGUUGGUCCUCACACUGGACCCCCAGCACCCACUGAGACUAGAAACACAGCUCAGCUAGAGAGUGUGUACGCUCAGGUAAAAAAGACCACACCAGGUCCUUGUAAAUGAUCAGGAGUCGUAUUCCACAUACUGCACUUGUUGGGAUUACGAUUUAUGGCAACUGAGCCAUGGACUUUAUUUUCACGUUACCCUCUUUUGGUGUGAAAAUCCUAAACCACGUCCUGUGUCUGCACCCAGAAGUGCUCUAACUCCACCUUCAAUGCACAGUUGUGAUUGGUUAAUGAUCGAUUGAAAUGACUCAUCAGCUUUUCUUGCAGUGUAUGCAUUCUGAAUCUCCAUGGCUAUGGGCGGCCAUCUUGACUCAAAGGACAUUAUUUAUUGACUCCUCUUAAACAAUCCUUGAAACCCUUGCAAAUGCACACAUCACAGCACACACAGUGAAAUAUGACCUCUUGGAGGUGUCUGAUGCCUUGCUCAAGGACACCACGGCAGGGCCCAGGAGGUGAAUUAGGACUUCUCCAAGUAGCAGUCCACACUCCAUAUUUUAGUUCUGUCCGGGAACUUGAUCCGGCGACCCUAUUGCUCCCAUUCCAAGCCCCUACUGACUGAGCCACUGGCGGCAAGAAGACAAUCUAUGGAUUGAACUUUUCUCUCAAUUUAACACACAGUUUAACGACAGGCUUUGAGAGAAACAGAUUACAUGUAAUGGAAUUAAUGUUAUCGUAUGCAAAGGAUUUUACAGUUGUUACCCUUAGAGUUAAAGAAAUACGUUGUUACUGCUACAUAACGGAAAAAAAUGGGAUUAUAAGAAUGAUUACAAUGUUACGAUACAUUUUCAAGUAAAGAAGUAUAUAUUACGAUGCUCAUUCUCACACAAUACUUCAGUUCAAGAGUCUCACAACACCGAGUCUCGAGUGAAGCCAAAGCUAAUCUUCCAUUGUUGCCUGUAGUUUAAAUAAGUCAUGAAUUGAAUGGAAAAUACUCAUUUUGUGUUGAAAGGAGAAAUGUGAAACAAAAUGACCGCCAUUGAAAUCGUGGCUUUCCAGCUGUUAAUAUGCAAUCAUUUUCCAAAAAGUCAACAUUUAAUUAGUUUAAUUAAUUAGUUAGAAGAAUUAGAUAGCCGUCCUUAGAUUUUUUUAUGAAUUUAGGACACUUUCACUCUUCUUGUUUUUAAAAUAAACGUACUUUUAAAUCCUGUGUAUUAUUUAUGCAGUAGCCAAUGCAGUUGCACCAACAUUGAUUUUGCUAAGUGACUGCAGGAUUCUUUCUUUUUGAGGUUGUUUCUUCAUGGUCUCUGAGGCACUUACUGUGAGACGCUUCUUGAUAAAUGUGAUGUAAGUAUGUCAUAUAAUGUAAUGUGAGUGUAUUUCAUGUAUUAAUUGACAGCUCAGUGGGUGGACAGCUGAUUUGUUACAAAUGCUGUGAAAGCUCUUAAUUAAUAUACUGCAGUGAACUUAAAAAAAGCAUAUUCUGUUGGUUAUAAAAAGAGCAGCGGACCCAUUGUUGAAACUAAA